AUGUUUGCCGAUAUCUUCUAUCUCAUUGACAGAAGCGGUGUGAUUUAUGAAUUGGAUAUUCUUGAAGACGACAGAUAUGGUUGUGAAGUUCUUGGAGAAACCGGAAUCACAACCGAAGGUAAGAUGAAGUAUCAGUCACUUUAUUAUGACUAUGAGACAGAUUACUUCUUCUACUCAAAUUAUGACGGCGGAGAAGAAUCAAAGCUUUAUGCUAUUGAAGCUAUAUUUGACGCAGCAGGAAACGAAAGCUUUAAGACUUACAAGCUUGGCGACUUUGCUGAAAAGGUAUGGCCUGUAGCCGGUCUUUACAGAUGGGAGAACCAGAGAAACGAUGUUGAUGAUUCACAGGUUUAUAUAAGCGGUGACGUAACACUUGGAGAAAAGUCGGCAACAGAGGAAUUUGAAUCAUUUGUUACAGGUGAAAGAAGAAUUCCUUCACUUUCCGAUAAGCCCAUUAAGAAACUUUCAGAAGUAAACGCCGAGGCAGCAGCUUUGGCACAGGCUGCACUUGAAGCUAAGGCUAAUGAAGAAGCAGCAAAUGAAGAAGUAACGGAAGAAACCGAAGAAACAACAGCAACAACUCCCGAUGAGUCUGUUGAUGGUGAAGGCGAAGAAUCGGUUUCAGGCAAUGAAUAA
Messenger RNA from Cylicostephanus goldi, 636 nucleotides. NCBI's taxonomy places the organism in Eukaryota, Metazoa, Nematoda, Chromadorea, Rhabditida, Strongylidae. The record is from the annotation of a GenBank genome assembly.